AUGCAACGUUUUAGCUUUGUUCUUAUAUUUGUAUUAGUGUUAAUCACUGAAGUAAAAGCGACAGUAAAUGAUAAUAACGAUGAACUUUCCUGGACCACUGCAAUGGGUAAUGCACGUAAUACUCGUCGUUUGAUUCCAUCGUUGGCCACUGAAUUCAAUGGUAGCACUUGGACAACAAUCUUCAAUUCAUCUUCACAAGAUACAACAGUAUUCGGUGCUGGUGCUGGUAUCAACGGUGAUCUCUAUCUUUUUGUAACUGAUUCACGAUAUGGUUCUGCCGAUUAUAUGCUCUGUCUUACUACAAAUGGAGAUAUCCGUUGGAAGAUGUAUCUUGAAUCGCCACCACGUAUGAUGAAUACUGCAGUGUCGAACAUUGUGUCAGACCAAGAAAAUAAUCUUCUUUAUUACACAUCAACUUGGGCCGAUACUGGAUCAUUUGUAUCGAAAAUAUGUCGAGUCUUUUAUCCUCAAACUCAUCAUCCUGCUCAAGAAUGUGUGAAUACCUAUAAAAUCAGUUCAAAUUUCUUGGCACCACUUGCAUUAAGCACAAAAGCAGAUCUUCUGAUAACAUCUGUAAUUGAAAAUGCUCCAGCUGCUUUCAAUACAACAACAUUUGAGAUGCUCUGGAGUGAUUCAGAAACAAUGGGUUCUGACCCAUCCGCCGAUUAUAAAGCUGAUCCAUUUACUGGUGAUAUUUAUUGGAUUGGUGGUGAUGAUGUUAUGGGAAAGAUGGAUUCAAAUGGUACUCGUCUAUUUAUUAAUGAUACGAAUUCAGGUGGUAAUCGAGAUUUUGCACUUGAUAGUCGACGACAAAUAGUAGUACGAGCAUGGCAAAAUAUGUCUGAUCAUGAUUGGCCUCUUAUCGUCUCUGCUUGGAACGUUGAAAAUACAGGAUUACAUGAACGUUGGCAAUGGAAAGAUGAUAAUAAUAAUACAAUGAAUACCGAUUGUACACCACCAAUGCUCGAUGCUCAAAAUGGCAUUACUUAUUUUGUCAAUUUACCCUAUGCUAUUGCUCUUGAUACGAAUACUGGCAAUCGUCGUUGGCAAACCGAAGUGGUGACAAAAAGCGACAUGGAUAAUCUUGAUCUUGCUGCAGAAUGUACUGCAUUCAACGAACAAUCACGAGUUCUUUACGUAUUUGUGAAAUCAACAAAAGCACCUUUCAAACUCAUGCUUAUUGCUGUACAUGCUGAUACGGGUAAAAUCCUUCGACAAAUGGAUGUUGCGAGAACUGACAGCAAAAUAGUAAAAUCUUUCUGUCCUAUGCUUAUCGGCAAUGAAAUGAUUUAUAUUUCAUGGUUAACAGGUGCCUAUCCCGAUCUCGUUCCAUUGACAAUUACUGGUGUUCCUCAAUUAUCUUAA
Messenger RNA from Adineta steineri, 1365 nucleotides. Lineage: Eukaryota; Metazoa; Rotifera; Eurotatoria; Adinetida; Adinetidae. The record is from the annotation of a GenBank genome assembly.